AUGAAGAAGAAGAAGAAGAUGAUGCUGAUGAUGAUGAUGAUGAAGAAGAGAAGGCCGAGGAGGACGGAGCGGCGGCCGCCGGGAAGUUCAGACUUCAGGUCCGGCCCUGCGAGCUCUACGCCUGCAACUUGCCACGGAGCACCGACAUCUCCCAGCUUUUGGACCUCUUCAACCGCUACGGCACUGUCAUUUCCGUCGAGGUUUCACGAGAUGCUGUAACUGGCAUAAGUCGUGGAUGUGGUUUUGUUACAAUGAGUUCUCUAGCAGAAGCAAAAGCAGCAAUUUCUGCUCUUGAUGGAUCUGACCUUGGUGGGCGUGAAAUGUGUGUGAAAUUUUCGGCUGAUAUGGUCUCUGGAAGAAAAAAUACAGAGGCCUUAAAUACGACACCCAAGAAAGACAUUGUCUUUGAAAGUCCAUAUAAGGUCUAUGUGGGUAAUCUUGCUUGGUCUGUAAGACCUGAAGGUUUGAGGGAGCAUUUUAGCCAAUUUGGAACUGUUGUAAGUACUAGGGUGCUUUAUGACCGUAAAGGAGGGAAAAACCGUGUCUAUGGAUUUCUUUCAUUCUCUUCAGCUGAUGAACAGAAGGCUGCAAUAGAGUCGAAUGGAUCGGUAUUUCAUGGGCGGACAAUGUUGGUUAGGGAAGUCGUCAAUAGGGAAGAAGCAUGAUGCCACAACUUGGUUUCAUUCAACAUCAAAGAAGCAGUUUCAUCCCUAUAUGAAGUAGUACUUUAUGUUGCUGCAAUCUUAUUUAUUGGAUCCUUGGUAUGAUGAAAAGAGGCUCUAUAAACGUACCUUGUUGAAUUUGCCGUGUGUAUGAGAUGCAUUGCUCAAAGUUGAUUUUGAAUGGAAUUACAUAUUGCUGUGGCGAUUGUUUGUUCAUGAGCCAGCAUCUGAUUUGCAGGUCUUAUUGACAGCUGCUCUUUCUUUACCAACUCAUGCGAGUUUUGUAGGUCUUCUGGAUUUGUUGAGUGCAUUACUUCUUUUUCUUAUUGAUUGCAGACAUCUCAAUUCACAGAUAUACUCGAUCACAUUUCAUCAAUUUGUACAAACAUAGUUCGAGGAUCCAACUAUUUAUUAGAACUAAUGAAUUUGAAGCUUGAAUUCCUCUAU
This is a messenger RNA of Ananas comosus (pineapple), 1109 nucleotides long. RefSeq names its product 33 kDa ribonucleoprotein, chloroplastic-like. Lineage: Eukaryota; Viridiplantae; Streptophyta; Magnoliopsida; Poales; Bromeliaceae. Gene Ontology annotation, molecular function: mRNA binding; protein binding. The record is from RefSeq and is a predicted model, not a curated record. Gene Ontology annotation, cellular component: cytosol.